AUGAUGACGCCUGGGCCAGACCAUCGCCAGGUCCAGAAUGCAAGUCAGAAAGCUGAGAAGGACCAGGAAUACACGAGUUCCAGUGAGCCAGAACUUUCGAGUUCUAGUGGGCCAGAUGGGCUGGAAGCUUCCAGCUCCAGCGGGCCAAGUGACAGUGACUCGGCACUUCCAAGGUCAAUAGAUAUUCUGGCGCGCCUUGCACCAUUGUACCUCACUUGCUUUCUGGGACGCUUGACUCGCGCACUGGCAGUCGUGUCCAUUCCUCUCUAUGUCCUGGAUCUCGGCGGCAGCGCCGCAGAUGUUGGCAUUCUGGCCUCCCUUUAUGGCCUCGGCUUCAUGUUGGCAAACAUCCCCGGAGGUAUCUUGCUGCCGUUGGUUGGAAGCAAGUGCUGCAUCCUUUUGUCUUGCACGUGUUAUGCGCUAUCGGCGGGAAUCUGCUUUCUGCCCCACAUCGCAGUGCUGAUGGCCUCUCAAUUCUUCUUGGGCCUGGCAAACUCCUUGAGCGUCCUCUCGCAACAGACCUAUAUAGGAAGUCAUACUCCCACUGUGCGCCGUGGCUUUGCGUUGAGCAUGAUGGGAGGCCUGCAACGUUGGGGUUUGAUGGUGGGCCCCUCACUGGGCGCUUUUCUGCAAGAAUCUGUCCUCGGCAUCCAUGCCGUAUUCUUUGCGCAGGUUGCGUGCGCCGGCUUGGCGGCAUUAGUCACAGUUAGCUGCUUGAGCAGAGCGGAGGAAGAGGCGACAGGCAAGAAGAGCGACAAGACGAGCGGUAUUCUGGAUGCCAAAGAUGCCAUUAAGGAGAACGGUGGGCGGCUUGUUCGUGUGCUGGGCUUGGCUUUUGCAGUCCAGUGUGUCCGCAAGGGCCGCGAGUUGUUCUUCUCCUUGUCCGGCCGUGAGUCAGGGAUUUCCGACAUGUUCAUUGGCCAAAUUACGGCCUUGUCCUUUGGAAUUGAUGCACUCACCUCUCCCCUCGCGGGGUAUCUCAUGGAUUCCUAUGGCCGGCGCAUCGCUGGAGUUGCGUCGCUGUCGCUGCACUCACUGGGCCUCAGUAUUUUGGCCCUUCACAGUGUUGCAGCCGUAGUAGCCUCAGCUGUUCUGACAGGCCUUGGCAAUGGCUUAGGCUCUGGGCUUCUCAUGACCCUGGGCUCGGACCUGGCACCUGCGGGACCCGGGCGUGGAGCUUUCUUGGCCGUCUACCGGCUUCUCUUCAACAGCAUGGACUUCAUAACGCCAGGGGUCCUUGGUGCCCUGACCAGCUUCAGUUCUCUCCAAGCGGCCGAGCUCACUACAGGUGCUGUUGGCUUGCUCGGCAUCCUUUGGGUGCUGCUCUGUGUGCCAGAGACGCUUAAGAAGCAAGAGGCAGCCCCUCAAAGCAAGGAGACGCAGGCGGUGUAA
This is a messenger RNA of Symbiodinium pilosum, 1392 nucleotides long. Lineage: Eukaryota; Dinophyceae; Suessiales; Symbiodiniaceae. The record is from the annotation of a GenBank genome assembly.